UGAGUGUUUGGUGGACCGGAAAAGCCACGAGAGUCCACAAAGUCAGCAGACCAUGAGGCCAGAGCAUACCAUAGUUUCAGUGCCACACCCUCAAAAGCUCCAUCAUGGAGAGGACCUACAGAAGAUCUUGUGCCGCUACACCGCAGAUACUCUCAUCUACAUCGACACAGUGAGAGGAUUCUGUGAGGGGAGCUCGAAAUGGAUGCUCGGGAGGGAGUCAGAGUUGGACAUGAUGAAGGACAUCAAGGAGAGGGCUAACAAGAUCAACCUAAACAUAGACCAUGUUACCAAGUCAGAGAGUAAAGGUAAGGCUUUGAAGGAGUAUGUGAAGAGCAAGUUCACCCAGGUGACUGCAGACAGGCGACGUGCAGAGCUGGAGAAGGAGCUGGCUGCUGUGCUGAAGGACACUCUGAUAGGGCUGAAGCAUCUCGAGCGCUUCCUGGAUGCAGUGGAGAAGCUGGCGGUAACCUCGCUUCAUGUGUUCACGCAGGAGAACCAGGUGUUACAUCUGCCAGAGGGGAUCAGCCCUGAACAGGUUCAGGUCGUCAUCGCUGCUGCACAACUGAUCUGCCCUCUCCUCCUUGAGUUUAAAAGAGAUGCGAGUGUCUUCUUCCUUCCCAAACUUCAGAAUGUGGAAGUGCUGUCAUAUCAGCUGGACAGAUACAUUCAGACCACCCAGAAGAUCUGUGACACGUUGGAGAAAAGCUCCUUCUGUGACUUUGGACUGAAGAUGGUUAUGAACGCUGUGGUAGACCUCGAUGUGGAUUUGUCUGAAGAUGACAUAAAAAGGAUGCUUCAGCACAUUAAACAGCUCAAUGACAUCAGGACGAACCAAAACUUCCGCUUGGUGUUCUUGUUCCAGGGGGAAACUUGCAUCAUUGAUGAGUUCAGUGAACGUCGACCCAGGAUGCUGCAGUUUCUAAACAACCUGGAGGAGAAUGCUGUUCAGCUGGACCGGAUGAAUAAGGGGGCCAAGAUUUCCAGUGUGGCAGGCAGCUCAGUGGGGGCAGUGGGAGGCGUGCUUUCCAUUGUUGGUUUGGCACUGAUUCCUGUAACAGCUGGAGUGUCUCUAGCUCUGACAGUGACCGGGGUAGGGAUGGGAGUUACCAGUGGAGUCAACAGUCUCGUCACCACCGCCACAGAGAUUGGAGUGAACCGUAAACAUCAGAAGGAAGCCAGUGAAACCUUCCAGAGCUUCAUGGAGGAUGUGCAGAGUCUCCAGGAUUGUCUAGAGAAGGCCGCUAGAAGGGAUACAGACCAGAUAUUGGGGGGAGUAGGCAAGGUUUUUUAUAAUGCUGUAAAAAAUGGUAUUGUUGAUGCUGCUUCUGCUGUUAAGUUGUUCAAAAACAAGCAGUUAAUGACCAGUGCUGGAAAGGUGGUGGCCCAGGAAGGUAAAGCAUUACGUAAUGUGCCCAGGUUGGCCUCAGAUAUCCCAGAUAUCGGUCAGGCAGCAGUCAAAGGCCCUCUUGCACUGUCCAAAACAGCCAGAGGAGGUCUCAUUGUAGCCAAUGCUCUGUUCGUUGGCAUGGAUGUGGCCUUUAUCUGCAAAGACAGCUACAGUCUGUACAAAGGCAGCGAGACUGAAUUCUCACAGUUCAUCAGAGCCAGGUCUGCACUCUGGAGAUCAGAGAUUGACUCAUGGCAGAAGAUCUGUGAUUCCCUGCGAGAAGGUCUGCUGACAUCAGAGAAACGCCAAGCUGUCCUGGAGAAGCCAUUUUAUCCAGAGAAGAAGAAGAAGAAAGAAAAAGAAGUGGAGAUGGAACUACUAACUGAUGAAGUGGAUGAAAUUCUAAACUUUGUGGAAUUCAGUAGUGCUCAGCUAUCAGAGAUCACUGUGAUCAGCUAUGUGGUUAGUUAACGUGAUCAAACCAUGUGUGAAUAUUCAGCUCAGCUUUUAGCUCACUGUUCAGCAUCAAGAAUCAUUAAAAUGUAUAUUUGAUGAUUAUUUACUACUAACUUUUGGACAUAAAAGCUAAAAGUCCACUGCCUCUGCCCCUGCCUCGGCCUCCAGCUCCACCUCCUGAGCCCACAGACCACCGGCCUGGCCCUGGUCUCAGCCCAGGUCCAUGGCCAUUCCAUUGCGUCAGCCAGCUCGCCACAGCUGAUGCAGUCUGAGCUCAACAGCACUGUGCCACACCCACAAACCAAACUUCUCUAAGCUGCCUCUUUUAUUCCUCACUGGACCCUCAUCCAGCUGUUUGAACUCUACUCCAUCCUCCGUCAAAGACGUCCCUCCGUGCCUUUUCAAUGAGCAACCAUUAUUGUCUUUUUUGUCAUGUUCAUCAAGGACGAUAAAUGAUCUGAACUUUAUAAUGUCGGAAUGUUUAGUCAUCAAUAUCUUAUAGAAGAUAAAUCAUGUGUUAUGUUGAUUUUCACUUUUUGGUAAUAAGGGUACUGCAUUGGAAACAAAAAGGUUUUAACAUGUUGAGAAGAAGAGAAAAUAUGCAGAGAUGCUUCUUUAAAAAACAAAAAGACCAAAAUCAAAAGAAAGAUUUCUCCAUAAGCAAUUACUAAAGUUGUCAGUCAAAGCUACGAGGUCUAUAUUUUUUGUAUUUUCAUUGAUCCUUUUAUCUUUUAAAAUAUAUUUUAUAUAUGCAUGUUUUUUAUAUACUCCUACUACUUAUAUCUUGGUGAAGAUUAUUGUAGAAAAUGGGUUUCCAUUGAGCUCAUUAUGGUGAUUUGUUUUUAAUGUUAAACAUUUACUCAUCCUUAAUCUCAUACUUACUUUAUUUUGAUUAUUACUGUCAUUAUGUUGUUUUUAUUCAAAGAUUUCUUUAUCCUCUCUUCUAAUUUUACCAGUCACAACUAUUUAUUUUGAUUUGACCACAUCUAGGCAUUGA
Messenger RNA from Larimichthys crocea (large yellow croaker), 2840 nucleotides. RefSeq lists its product as uncharacterized. The record is from RefSeq and is a predicted model, not a curated record. Gene Ontology annotation, cellular component: membrane; extracellular region. The transcript is spliced from 4 exons. Gene Ontology annotation, molecular function: lipid binding. NCBI's taxonomy places the organism in Eukaryota, Metazoa, Chordata, Actinopteri, Sciaenidae. Gene Ontology annotation, biological process: lipoprotein metabolic process; lipid transport. Bases 53 to 1858 code for a protein of 601 amino acids.